ACGGGCCUGUGUACGAACGCCGUUUUCUCGCUGACUUCGCGCGAUGUUUGCGAGCGCUUAAUUGCUUUAGCAGAAAAACUUGAAAUUGUGCGGCCGCAGAUAGCUCGAGCUUGGCACACCUUGUGAAUCAUCGAGAAAUUACUUCGUUCACUGCGAUCGGAUACUUCUAUUACGAUAGAGAAGUUUUUAUGACGUCGGGAAAAUGGCUGCUUCUGCAAUGUAAAUAGAGUUUAAUGACUUCACGAGAAUACGCUUUAUUGGUUUACUGGAAUGGUACCCGGGAUUUCACAGGAGUAUACCAACUAUUUCAGAGAAAUCAACCACAGUCUGAAACCAAUUUGAUUUCACCCAUAAAAAUGACUUGAGUAGAUACUGAAACGUCGUCGAGCUGACUACUGCGUUUAAAUCAAUGGCUUUAAUGAUAAUGUAAAUUACGGGAACUUCAAUAUACUUUGUCUCGUUAAUCGAAACGUCGAUUGGCUGGAAUUACGGUAUAAGCUGGGACAUUAAUGAUGAACCUCUCGGUACGCUUCAUCUGCUUUACGGGCUUCUUUAUCCUUGUUUCGAUCGAUGGCUCUUGUUCGUUACAGUUUUUAUGGUACAUGCUUGAUUUACUGUGCGUGACGUCUGGUUUAGGGUUUAAAAAAUGUCUUGAGUAACUGCACUUUCACAAUUCGUUUUGGGAAUUUUCAUAUAAGUUUUUUUUUUUAAUAUGUUUUUAUUCGCCUUGUCGGCUACGAAUGAUAGACCUUAUGUGUACAAGUGUCGCCAUCUCGGUAGUGUGCCUAGAAGAGUUUGCAGAGCAAAGUAAGUAUACGGUUUCCGUUUUAUAGUGUAUUCAUUUCCGUCUUGCUGUCAACAUCUGGUUUUUCGUUAAAUCUGGGAGUAGAAGGACGCGUGCAUACUCUGUUCGCGAGAUAAAGAAUGGCCGGGUAUACUGGUCAGGAUAAUUAUUGGUCCCAACCACCUCAGAGCCAAUAUAACUUUGAUACAGCAGGGUUUGGUCAACCUAACCAACAAUUUGAGUUCCAAUCGUACAGUGAACAACAAGCUGGUGAUUAUUCGGCUUAUCCACAGAAAGGCUUUCUUGAUCCUACACAAAAUGUGUACGGUGGUGAUAUCUACACACAGGAUGACUAUGUCAAGGGGACUGCUGGUUUUGGCGAAGAAGAAGACGAGCCACCAUUGCUAGAAGAACUUGGGAUAGAUCCUGAUAGGAUUAUACAGAAGACUUUAGCUGUACUAAAUCCAUUUCAUAGACGAGGACAAACCGAUGAUGCAAAUUACCUUUUGCAAGAUUCAGAUUUAGCUGGACCUGUUACAUUUUGCUUAGCUCUUGCUGCAUUUCUACUAUUGGCUGGGUCUAAAGCUCAUUUUGGUUAUGUUUAUGGCCUUGCAGUUACUUCUUGUAUAAUGAUGUAUGUGCUACAAUCCUUAAUGAGUAGCACUGGUAAUAUUACACUGUCAUCGGUUGCCUCGGUUUUGGGUUACUGUAUUCUGCCAGUCGUCGUUCUUGCGGGAUUGAGUGUGUUCACUACUCUCAGAGGACCCAUCGGUAUGCUUCUGUCUGUAUUGGCAGUUUCAUGGGCUACUUUGUCUGCGUCAAGACUAUUCUCUGCUAUGUCUGGAGAAGAAAAGCAACGCCUUCUAAUCGCUUAUCCUUGUCUUCUUCUUUAUGGUGUAUUUACAUUGAUAGUAAUUUUUUAAGUAAUUACAAAUUACUUGUACGGUCUUAACUCAAAAUUGAAUGUGGUUAAUGGACUGAACAUAAGGAGCCUAAGAGUGAUUCUUACCAGAACAAUGGAAAUUUUCGUGCCAAUAACAUUAUGGAACAUUGCUGAUUAUAGGAAAAUAAAAUCUUGUAAUGUACUCGUA
This is a messenger RNA of Cephus cinctus (wheat stem sawfly), 1875 nucleotides long. It is a transcript of the gene Yip1d1, whose product is annotated as protein YIPF5. Lineage: Eukaryota; Metazoa; Arthropoda; Insecta; Hymenoptera; Cephidae. Gene Ontology annotation, cellular component: trans-Golgi network. The transcript has 3 exons. Bases 925 to 1707 code for a protein of 260 amino acids. Gene Ontology annotation, biological process: vesicle fusion with Golgi apparatus; endoplasmic reticulum to Golgi vesicle-mediated transport. The record is from RefSeq and is a predicted model, not a curated record.